Messenger RNA from Cuscuta epithymum, 1561 nucleotides. Lineage: Eukaryota; Viridiplantae; Streptophyta; Magnoliopsida; Solanales; Convolvulaceae. The record is from the annotation of a GenBank genome assembly.
CUUGGUAGGUGAGCUCCACCCUCUAUAAAUGUGCGCCAGAGAAACAGAUUCGGCAGGGGACUUUGAUGUGCAAAGCCUCUUGUAAACAUACACUUGUAAUAAUAAGCCAUUUCCAUCAAUACAAAUAUUAGUUCUCCUUUUGAUCUUUUUUAUCAACAAAAGUAGAGCAAGAAGUAACAAUAAUUGUGCAUUUUCCAUGGAUGCUUCUUCUUCUAAGGCUUUUAAGUUAAUUUCUGUAGUCUACGGCUUAUUAUUGUUAGCCUCAAAUUGCUCCGUUCAUGGCCAGUACCGGUCGAUCAUUAGCUUCGGCGACUCCCUCGCCGAUACCGGAAAUUUAGUCCGCCUUUCGAAAUCGAACAGUAACGUCGUCUCCGGCGUCCUUCCGUACGGAGAGACCUAUUUCCACCACCCUACCGGUCGCUUCUCCGACGGUCGUCUCGUCGUUGACUUUAUAGCCCAGAGCAUGGGAUUACCGCUUCUGCCGCCUUCCGUUGCGGUGAAAAACAGUAACGGCGGCGACCAGUUCAUUGAAGGCGUGAAUUUCGCGGUGGCCGGAGCAACCGCACUAGAUGUUUCUUAUUCUUUGGAAAGAGGAGUCGUUAACCCCGACACAAACGUUUCAUUGGGGACUCAAUUGGAAUGGUUCAAACAAAUGCUUCCUUCUCUAUGCAGAACUGGAUCAAGUUGCAAAGAAUAUCUCCAAAAUUCCCUAAUUCUAAUGGGAGAAAUCGGAGGAAAUGAUUACAAUCAUCCCUUUCUGCAAGGCCAUUCCAAGGAAGAUGUCGUCACAUAUGUCCCAAACGUUAUUAACGCUAUAAGCUUAGCUAUUAAUGAACUGAUUGAACUUGGUGCUCAAACACUAAUAGUUCCCGGAAAUUUGCCUAUUGGAUGCUCAGCUGCCUACCUCACUCAAUUUUCUACUAUGAAUAAGAAGGAUUAUGAUGCUAAAACUGGUUGUAUUAACUGGCUUAAUGACUUCUCUCAAAUCCAUAAUCAACUGCUUCAGGAUGAACUUGACCGCCUUCGCCAACUUCAUCCUAAUGUCAUUAUUAUUUAUGCUGAUUAUUACAAUGCGGCAAUGAGAAUUUACCGCACACCUAGUCAAUUUGGAUUUGCAAGUACCACAAGUGCAUGUUGUGGAGGUGGGGGUCCAUAUAACUAUGACUCCACAGUUAAAUGUGGCGGGGCAAGGUCAACGGUGUGUGAUGACCCUUCAGUGUAUGUUAGCUGGGAUGGAAUGCAUUUGACUGAGUCCGCAUAUCGUUCCAUAGCUUCAGGAUUGCUUCAAGGCCCAUACACUACACCCCGCAUGCAUGACUUUCUUUCAUUGAAGAGCACCUUGAGUAUGCAUGGGGAAAUAUAAAGAUGAUGAUUAUUGUUAUUUAGUUAUUAGAUCAAAGAGAUGGUUAAUUAUGUUACCAUAUAAUAUGUUCAUCAUUAUAUACUAAUACUAUACCAUAUAUAGCUAGGGGCAUUUCUCUAUCUAUUAAAAUAUAAUAUUGUACAAACUACAGAUAUGGAUUUGUUUCUACGUUUCGUAACCCAUGAAAGAGUAAAUAAU